GGGGCCGCACGUCGAUGACGAGGCCGAGCCUCUUUUUCAUUAUAUAAACAAUAAAUAAAGUUAGAACCAUGUAGUGCUUUCCGAUUACACUCCCAAAGUGUGACAAUUGCACACCCUGUUCCCAUUCCGCUCCUUUCCCUACCCUUCUUCUUAUAUAGUUAUAAACCAGCCUCCCUUCCGACCAACCUCUCUUGCUCCUUUGAUCGUUAGCUAGAGAGGAAGAAGAGAGAGAGAGAUGGGACAGCACUCGCAGUUCGGGGACACGACGCUGACGAAGGUUUUCGUGGGGGGUCUGGCGUGGGAGACGCAGAAGGAGGCGCUCCGCGAGCACUUCGACAAGUACGGUGAGAUCCUCGAAGCCGUCAUCAUCUCCGACAAGCUCACCGGCCGAUCCAAGGGCUACGGCUUCGUGACGUUCAAGGAGGCGGAGGCGGCGAAGAAGGCCUGCGAGGACCCGACGCCGGUCAUCAACGGCCGGCGAUCCAACUGCAACCUUGCCUCCCUCGGCGCCAAGCGCCUCCGUCCGUCCCAUCCCGCCACCCCCGCCCUCCCCUCCCACCACCAGCCUGGGAUGGCGGUGGGAUCGAGAGGGUUGUCUCCAGGACCGGCGGCACCGUGGUACUACCGGCCAUCGGGAACGCCGCCGCCGCCCCCGUCGCCAUUCCCCCACCACCACCAGCACUACCACAGGGUCCUCCCCUUCUACUUCACCGCCACCUACGGAUACCCUCCUACUUACAUGCCGGAUAUGGGCUACAACGCGAAGCUAAGCCAAUCAGCCGGGCCAGGGUCCUAUAUCCAGGGCCAGUUCUCUUACCCACCGCAAGGAGGAGGGAUGGUUGCUCCUAAUGGAAUGCUGCCGGCGUACCCGCUCUACCACUUCCACCACCGUCAGCUCCAGGGCAUGGGAGUCCCUGCCCACUUCUUCCCUCCCGCCGCCGCCGCCGCCGCCGCCGUCGCAGGUACCAUGGCCGCCGUUCCUACCAUCAUCUCCAAGCCCACUGCAACGACACCUCCCCCCACAGUUUGUUUGGCAGUGGAACAAGUCAAAGGAUGCAGCUGAGCAGUCGAAGAGGAAAGGCUUGAUCGAGGUGGUCCUUCAACAGAACAGCCUGCAAAUCUGAUGAAGAGUUCUUUCAUUUAUUCCAUUAGGCCUAUUAAAUUCUUUUAUUCCCUCUAACCUGCAUCCCCAUGAUGCACCAUUUGUAACAAAGUCCUCGUCUGUUUACCAGUGUAUUUUAUGGUAAACUUUUAAUAGCUUCAGUCCAUCGGGUCCAUAGUUCUCGUCUGUCCUGAAUGACAUCUAUUACAAUUCUGCAAUUUUUGUGGCUCCUAAUUAACUUUUUUUUUUUCCAAGUAUAUUGUUCUUUAGUUUUACGUUUAAAAUAAAAUGCUAGUGCAGAGAUUUUGUAGUAAUUA
Phoenix dactylifera (date palm) is the source of this 1419-nucleotide messenger RNA. RefSeq names its product putative RNA-binding protein ARP1. Gene Ontology annotation, molecular function: RNA binding. The record is from RefSeq and is a predicted model, not a curated record. Lineage: Eukaryota; Viridiplantae; Streptophyta; Magnoliopsida; Arecales; Arecaceae.